Messenger RNA from Daphnia pulex (common water flea), 2049 nucleotides. Its product is annotated as extensin-2-like. The coding region runs from base 45 to 1931 and encodes 628 amino acids. The transcript is spliced from 6 exons. Gene Ontology annotation, cellular component: extracellular matrix. The record is from RefSeq and is a predicted model, not a curated record. NCBI's taxonomy places the organism in Eukaryota, Metazoa, Arthropoda, Branchiopoda, Diplostraca, Daphniidae.
GCAUCAGUUAUUCGUCUGAUUCAAACACAACAACAACCAACAACAUGCAGGUAAAGGUCCUCAUUCUCGCUGCGAUUUUGGCUGUCGCUUCCGCCGCUUCUCCUCCGGUCUACCCAGCCCCGGUCUACCCAGCUCCCGUUUACAGCGUACCUGUUACGACCUACGAAGCUCCCGCACCAGCCUACCAAGCUCCCGUUUACCAACCACAACCCUACAGCUUCGAAUGGGCUGUUAAAGAUGUCGAAUCUUACAACGACUAUUCCCAUUCCGAGAGCAGCGAUGGCAAAGUGACCACCGGAUCAUACCGUGUCGUCCUUCCCGACGGCCGCACCCAAAUUGUCACCUACAGGGCCGACAGCUACGGAUAUGUCGCCGACGUCAAGUACGUAGGAGAGGCCAGAUACCCCGAGUACAAACCCAGCACAUAUGCUGCCCCAGCUUACAAGGCACCUGAGGCCCCUGCUUACAAAGCUCCAGUUUACACAGCCCCUGCCCCAGUCUACAAAGCCCCAGCCCCGGCCCCAGUUUACACCGCUCCAGCCCCAGUCUACAAGGCCCCAGCUCCAGCUCCGGUUUACACAGCCCCAGCUCCAGCCUACAAGGCCCCAGCCCCAGCCCCAGUCUACAAGGCCCCUGCCCCAGCUCCAGUUUAUGAAGCCCCUGCCCCAGCUCCAGUCUAUGAAGCUCCAGCUCCGGCUCCAGCCUACAAAGCCCCAGCUCCAGCCCCAGUUUACACAGCCCCAGCUCCAGCCUACAAGGCCCCAGCCCCGGCCCCAGUGUACACAGCCCCAGCCCCAGUUUACAAGGCCCCAGCCCCAGCUCCAGUCUAUGAAGCCCCUGCCCCAGCUCCAGUCUAUGAAGCCCCAGCUCCGGCUCCAGCCUACAAAGCCCCAGCCCCAGCCCCAGUCUACAAGGCCCCAGCCCCAGCUCCAGUCUAUGAAGCCCCUGCCCCAGCUCCAGUCUAUGAAGCCCCAGCUCCGGCUCCAGCCUACAAAGCCCCAGCCCCAGCCCCAGUCUACAAGGCCCCAGCCCCAGCUCCAGUCUAUGAAGCCCCAGCUCCGGCUCCAGCCUACAAGGCCCCAGCUCCAGCCCCAGUUUACACAGCCCCAGCCCCAGCUCCAGUCUAUGAAGCCCCAGCUCCGGCUCUAGCCUACAAAGCCCCGGCUCCGGCCCCAGCCCCAGCCUACAAAGUUGUACCUGCCGUAUACAGGACUGCUGCACCAACUUACAAAACCCCAGCUGCUCCUGUCUAUAGAUCUAGAGUUACUUUCCCUCUCACUUUCCACACCCUUCUAUCAUGCCAUAAAUCUUUUUUUUGUCAGGUUAUCUUUUCAGAGCAGCAGUCACACCCCCCGUUGCAGUUGUUGCAAGUAUAUAAGGCACACGUAGUCGAGAGGAAAAUCAUCAGUUACUUGAUUGUUUCUAACCUUACAACAACUCACAACAUGAAGGUCUUUAUUCUCAUUGCUACCAUUGCUGUCGUCUCCGCCAACACGGCUUACCCAGCUCCGCGUUACUCCGCGCCGACUUACUCCGCCCCAGCUCCUGCCUAUCAGCCUGCAGCACCGGCAUACACAGCCGAUUACCAACCUCAAACUUACCCCGCCCAACCCUACAGCUUCGAAUGGGCUGUUAAAGAUGUUGAAUCCUACAACGACUAUUCCCAUUCCGAGAGCAGCGAUGGCAAAGUGACGACCGGAUCUUACCAGGUCGUCCUUCCCGACGGCCGCACCCAGAUCGUCACUUACAAGGCCGACGCUUACGGUUAUGUCGCCGAUGUCAAGUACGUAGGAGAGGCCAGAUACCCCGAGUACAAACCCGCCGCCACUUACUCCGCACCCGCUUACAAAGCCCCGGCAGCUCCGGCCUACAAAGCCCCUGAAACACCGUCCUACCCGGCCCCUGCUGCGUACAGGACACCCAAAUAUUAAAUUCCAUUGUUGACUCAAAUUAUCAGAUGAAUUUUAUCAGAGAUUUAUAUUAAAGUGACUCAUUCUUGUUUGUGUACGAAAUUGUGUAGCCAGUCGAUACAAAAUGUUUCUCUGUUCA